UACUGGAACUCUGGAAGCUAAGAAAACACACCUUAAUUACGUAUUUAUCUCAACAAUCAAUUACAAUUAGCCUUCCAAAAAAACAAUUAAUUAGCUUAUUAAUAGCAUGGCAGCAGAAAAGGCAACGACAUUAUCCAAAGUGGUCGCGGGGAUCAUCUUGCUGCUCCUUGCGGUGCUUUGUACCGGCACCAUUGGUGAGGCGGCAGCCAUCUCGGGAAGCGAAGAAUCGAUGACGGUUUCUACCACCGCUGUGAAGACACCGUCUGCGACGGUGGCAUCAAGCGGUGGUGGUGGUGGCGGCGACGAAGGUCGAGUGCUGAGCAGAAGAUGGCUGCAGGAGCAGGGUAGUAGGUGUACCUUUAAAUGCAUGACGAGGUGUCAAUGUCUGAGCUGUGACUGCCCUGAGACACCAAUUACCCCGUAACACAUUAUUGCAUAGCUACGUAUAUGCGCAUUGAGGAGGGCUCCACAAUAAACUACCCUGAUGAUGAUAAUAAUAAUAAUAAUAAUAAUAAUAAUAAUAAUAAUAAUAAUAACAUUAAUAAUAAUAACAACAAUAUUAUGAUAUUGUAGUAAUAAUAACAACAAUAAUUGCGGAGGGAUUGAGUUAAAAGACUAAUAUCUAAUAUCUUAAUGUUAAUUGUGAUACUAUAAAUUGUUUAAAAUAGGGGGGAAAAGGUAGUAUGUAGUAGUAAAAAAUAUGUUUGUAGUAGUUAAUAUGUUUAUUAUCAAACUAGUUUAGUAACGCGCGAUGCACGUUCGUGUAACUGCCCAAGACCAAUGCACAAGACCAUUGUAGGCAUAUUAAUUGAUAGUCGAGUUAGGUUGAGUGAAUACGUGAGUAGUACGAGUAAACUAUUUGUAUACUUUGUUUGUUGGAAAUCGAUAAGAAACCAUAAUGAAUAAAAUCUUUGUAGCUCCGAUUGUAUGUUGGAAAAUAAAGCAACCAAAAUGAUUAUAAUAACCAUAAUAUUAACAUAUCUUAUAAAGGCCAGUUUUAGUAUUAAAUGCUCAUGGUUUGUCAUGGUUAGGCUUUAAAGUGUAGUAACGUAUGCUAUCAUAUUGUCCCGUAUGAACUAUUUUUCAAAUUGCCGACCUCACCAUCCAAUUUUAUCGUUAACAGUGUUAAAUUCAUUUGGCGAUGGUUACUUGUGUUUAAGGAUGCUUACUCCACAUACGAUAUGAAAUCGGUAUAUCCGCUAUGUGUUAUCAUUUUUGUAUCAACUCUUUAGUUUCAACAACUUUUAAUUUUUCAGCGUAUCUCUCGUGUCGAGUGUUUUCUUGGUUUGAAUCCAUUUUUUAUUUUCCAACCAAAUCAUCACAGGAUACCCACAUCUCUGUUCGACAAUGGACAAGAUGUACCCUCUUAUCAAUUUAAUUUUAUAUUCAGAUUUUAACUUUUCACAUAUUCAAAUACAUAAUGGGAUUUAAAGUUCCCUUAUCCCCUUCUCACGAUCAUGAUCAUCAAUAUCUAAGUUGUACUAUU
This is a messenger RNA of Cuscuta europaea, 1486 nucleotides long. NCBI's taxonomy places the organism in Eukaryota, Viridiplantae, Streptophyta, Magnoliopsida, Solanales, Convolvulaceae. The record is from the annotation of a GenBank genome assembly.